Messenger RNA from Vespa crabro (European hornet), 4760 nucleotides. RefSeq names its product anion exchange protein 2 (gene Ae2). NCBI's taxonomy places the organism in Eukaryota, Metazoa, Arthropoda, Insecta, Hymenoptera, Vespidae. Gene Ontology annotation, cellular component: plasma membrane. Gene Ontology annotation, molecular function: monoatomic anion transmembrane transporter activity; solute:inorganic anion antiporter activity. Bases 459 to 4484 code for a protein of 1341 amino acids. The transcript is spliced from 9 exons. Gene Ontology annotation, biological process: monoatomic anion transport; regulation of intracellular pH; transmembrane transport. The record is from RefSeq and is a predicted model, not a curated record.
UAAAAAAAAAAAAAAAGAAGAAGAAGAAAAUGAAAUAGAAACGAAUCUUAAGGUAUACAAAGAGUAAGUCAUUCCGUAGCUCCGUCGAGUCCAACAUAGGUGCUUGAUAUCGACCCAGACGGCUACUUCUGCAUCCUAUCCCUUCUACCAUCCCAACACCAGCACCAGCACAGGAUCGCCGGCGCGAUCAGCAGAGCCACGAGCAACCAUCCCCACUACUUUCAUCAUCACCACCACCACCACCACCACUACCACCACCACCAUUACUACCCUCUUCAUUCCUCUCCCAUAUCGAACACCACAAGGGAAAUUGUGCACGGGGAGUUGCUUUUCCUUCUACUACAUAUUACCACCCUCCUUUUAUUCCAUAUCUGUACACACCGUACAUAUAUAUACAUCGUACAUAUAUACACACCGUACAUAUAUACAUACAUAGGUGUGGUUACGCGCAGUGGGACAUGCUUUCAUCCCCUCCUCCAUCAUCCCUUAAACUCGACAACCCUCUCUCUUAUAUAUUCCUCUCCUCUUCGAGCCAGAACUUUCCCACCCUCAGUUCGUAUCCUCGAGCUCGACCGCGUAGGAAGCAGCGGCCGGGUGUCAUUUCGGCCCGGGAUGCCAUGCCCGAGGCCGGUGCUGGUUCCUCCGGGAAAUCGUUCCUGCAGAGAGCACGGGGCAAGGUACUCCGCUGGUUACGACGAUCUCUACGUACGACGACUCACCAGGUCGACGGGCAUGGCGCGGAAACGGUUCCAGAGCUCGACGAGGAGAUGGAGAAGGUUUUUGCGAUGGACGUCGGAGAAAAAUUCGACGUAGCCCGGCUUGGUUCACCUACGGAAUCGGCAGGAUCCGAUCGUGAUCGUGAUCGAGGACCGCCACGAUAUGGAGACCGUGACUUUAAUCAACAUCGUAAGAGAAGUUAUCCACAUCCCCACAUGCCACUAAAGAGUUUACACUCGAGAUCUAUGAGACGACAUCUUUCACCUGAAGGAUCAACGACGGAAGUGAGUCCAGAGGAGGAGGAGAGAAAUGGUGGACAUGGUAACGAGAUCGACAUAUUGGACAAUGGUCCAUCGUCGACUAACGAUCCCGAAGUCGACGAAGAGGGAGCGGAAGAAACCGAAAAUAUAAUUAGCAGUGGUAGCGAGGCACAAAUCUCUGAAAGAGCUGCUUCCGGUUUCAGCGAUGGUUCAACCUCAAUUGGUAGUCCAAGAGUACAAUUCGAAAAGAUCCGAGAAGAGGAUUCUAACAAUUUGAAUCAGGAUGAUGAUAAUAAUCAGGCAACAAGCUUAGCUUCCCCACCAACAUCUUCCACAGCUCAUGAGGACGAUCGUAAUAAAUGUCGAAGACAUCAAAAGCACGAGCACAAAAGACAUCAUCACAAAUCUAGGAAGUACUCUUUACAAGAGGAUCCACAAUGGAGAAAACGUUCUGGAGCUGGCUUUCCGGAUGGUCCUGGUAUUCUUGCCAGGAGAGUGAGUGUACAGCCAGAAGAAGCAAGUACUCUUCAGGAAUUGGAUAUAGACGAUUUGGAAUCACACAGGAGCGACGAUCCACGUGGAAUGAGACGGCACAAGGCUGCUCAUUCCACGAUACAGAUUGGCCGAAAAAAGGAAGGUGGUAUACCACAUGAAGCAUUCAAGAAAAUGUAUGAUCAUUCGCCUCAUGAGGUGUUUGUUCAAUUGGACGAAUUACAUGGGGUCGGUGAGGAACGUGAAUGGAGAGAGACAGCACGUUGGAUAAAAUACGAGGAAGACGUUGAGGAAGGUGCUGACAGAUGGGGCAGGCCCCAUGUUGCAUCCUUGAGCUUCCAUUCGUUGCUCAAUCUUCGUCGGUGUCUUGAAACCGGCGUGGUACUUCUUGAUCUUGAAGAGAAGGACUUACCUGGACUUGCCUAUAGGGUGGUCGAACAAAUGGUGAUAGAAGAAUUGAUUCUUCCAGAAGAUAGACCGGUUAUCAUGAGAGCACUUCUGUUAAAACAUAGACACGUGCACGAGCACGAUCGUGGAUUUCGUUUCGGUGGAAAACGCAACUAUUCCAGUUACACCAGUUUACAGUCCAUCUGGCUGGAGGAAGAAGAGGCUGCACGAGGAGCCACUGAAAACCAUGUAACCCAAAAUAAUUUGAACGACACAAAACCUAAAAUCGUUUCGUCGAACUUGGCUUUGGAUAGCAAUCAUACUAUUGUCGAUAUAAAAGAAGAAUUGACAUUUACAAGCAGUAACGAGGAUCUUAAAAAGGGACAAAACGAGUACAUAUUGAAAAGAAUUCCAGCGGGCGCCGAGGCAACGAUUGUUCUCGUAGGUGCCGUAGAUUUUCUUGACCAGCCAACGAUAGCUUUUGUUAGAUUGGCCGAAGGUGUAUUUAUGCCAGCUAUCACGGAAGUUAAGAUACCAGUAAGAUUUAUGUUCACUUUGUUGGGUCCAAGAAAUGCGGAUUUGGAUUACCAUGAAAUUGGUAGAUCGAUUGCUACCUUGAUGGCUAAUACUUCUUUCCAUAAAAUUGCUUACAAAGCAAACGAAAGAAGAGAAUUACUUUCCGCGAUUAACGAAUUCCUCGAUGAUUCGAUCGUUUUACCACCUGGGGAUUGGGAAAGGCAAGCAUUGUUACCAUUCGACGAAUUGAAAGCAAAAAGUGAAGCCAUUAGAAAAAGAAAAGCUAAGGCUCUCGAAGAGAAAGCUAAACCAGUUCAGAGUGAGGCAGCAAUAAAAAAGGCUCUUCUCGCUGGCGAAGAAGAAAAGAAGCCACCGGACGAUGAUCCUUUGCGCAGAACACGACGUCCAUUUGGUGGCAUCAUCAAUGACAUCAAAAGACGUUAUCCACAUUAUCUAUCCGACUUUACCGACGGCUUAAGUUCGUCAUGUUUAGCAGCAGCAAUUUUCAUGUACUUCGCAGCACUUUGCGCCGCUAUAACAUUCGGAGGAUUAAUGAGCGACAAGACACAAAAUAUCAUUGGAAUCUCAGAGACAUUGGUAUCUGGUUCAUGGACCGGUAUAGUAAUGGCAUUGUUUGCCACUCAACCAUUGGUCAUCAUUGGCACGACAGGACCCCUUCUACUGUUUGACGAGAGUCUCUAUAAAUUUUGCAAGGCUAAUGACUUGGAGUUCCUUACUGUAAGAGUGUAUAUCGGUGCUUGGAUGGGAAUAAUAGCUUUGACUAUAGCUUGUGUCGAAGGAUCAGUAUUGGUUAGGCUAUUCACACGUUUCACAGAAGAAAUUUUCACGGGAUUGAUAUCUCUUCUCUACAUAGUCGAAACAUUUAUCAAAUUAUAUAAUUAUUUCGUACGUAAUCCGUUACUAGACGAAUAUAACUUUUUGCCCGAUAGCAAUCAGACCCAACCGAUUAACGUGACGGAAAUAAAAAUCAUUUACGAGACAUGGAAUGGUUCGGAGAUAACGGUCCCUUAUGAUGACAUGCGAACUCUCAUACCAAAACAAGACGAAGGAGGAACUUUAAUAAAUCAACCAAAUACAGCACUAAUGUGUACGAUACUAUGCUUAGGCACCUUCCUAGGUGCUUAUUACUUACGAAUAUUCCGUAACAGUCAUUACCUCGGCCGUAGCGCAAGAAGAGCUUUUGGUGACUUUGGUGUACCCAUUAGUAUAAUCGUAUUCGUCCUUAUUGACUAUUUGGCUAAAGUGAAAACAGAAAAGUUAUUGGUACCAGAAGGAUUAAGUCCAAGCGUUGCUGGAAGAGAUUGGUUCGUAUCUCCGGCCGGUGAGAGCCAACCUAUUCCCGUAUGGGUAACUUUUGCCUGCGCUAUACCAGCACUCUUGGUUUACAUCCUCGUUUUCAUGGAAACACAAAUAUCCGAGCUAAUCAUCGACAAGAAAGAACGUAAAUUACGUAAGGGCAAUGGUUACCACAUGGAUAUAGUUGUGGUAUGUCUAAUGAACGUCGGUUGUGGAUUAAUGGGUGCUCCUUGGUGCAGUGCAGCAUCAGUACGUUCAUUGACACACGUAUCGGCAGUUACCAUAAUGUCACGUACACACGCGCCCGGAGACAAGCCACAUAUUGUCGAAGUUAAGGAGCAACGUGUUAGCGCGUUACUUGUUGCCAUUUUAAUGGGAGUUAGCGUAUUAAUGGCACCAUUAUUAAGGCGUGUACCUAUGUCCGUCCUUCUCGGGGUAUUCCUAUACAUGGGUAUAUCCUCGACAAAUGGCGUACAAUUGUUCGACCGCGUAAAACUUUUCUUCAUGCCGGUUAAACAUCAUGGAACGGCCAAUUACGUUCGUCGUGUCCAAACAUAUAAAAUGCACAUAUUCACUACGAUACAAAUAUUGUGCCUAACGAUACUCUGGAUCGUGAAGAGUACAAAAGCAGCCCUAGCACUACCGUUCUUCCUAAUACUGAUGAUACCUCUGCGAGCUCAAAUGAGCCACUUCUUUACAGCUGCUGAAUUACGUGCUCUUGAUAGCAAAGGACCGGAACAUGAAAGCACCGAAGACGAGCCUGACUUUUACGAGGAAGCUCCGCUACCUGGUUAGACUGUGCCUUAUUCGACCUAUUAUCAUCCGGUGUAUAUUAUUCUCUUCUGAUAUUCGUUCUCUUUUUAAAGAAAAAGAAAGAAAAAAAAAAAGAAAAAAAAAAAGAAAAGAAAAAAAAGAGCUACUCUCUAACACGUGUCUCUCGUAUUCUCCGAGGAAAAAAAAAACAAAAACGAAAAAAGACAAGGAAAGAAAGAAAGAAAAAAAAAAAAGGUAAAAAAAAACCUCGAAAGAGAAAAAACUAAAAAGAAAAAAAAAAAGAACACAACACAGGAA